Messenger RNA from Elaeis guineensis (African oil palm), 937 nucleotides. RefSeq names its product CASP-like protein 3A1. The record is from RefSeq and is a predicted model, not a curated record. NCBI's taxonomy places the organism in Eukaryota, Viridiplantae, Streptophyta, Magnoliopsida, Arecales, Arecaceae.
CCUCUCUCCUCUCCAUCAGCCUCCAAGAACUAGACCGAGUACCACAGAAAGAAUAAAAAAAAAAGAACGAGAGAGAGGUGUGUGAGAGAGAGAAAGAUGGACGCGACGGGCAAAGGGGCGCAGGGCGCUGGCGGAGGUGGGGAUCCAGAUGCCGGAGGCGGUGAAGGUGGCGACGGCGGCCGACUCGGGAACGAUGAGCGGCCCGCUGGUGCCCGUGACAGGAAGGCCGGACGGUGCCUCCGCGGAUGGGAGGCGAUGGGACAUGGCCGGAGCGGCAAUGCGGGCGGCGACGGUGGUCUCUUCGCUUUUGGCUUUGGCGCUGAUGGUCUCCGCGGAGCAGCGCGGGGAACUCUCGCUCCUCGGCUUCCACCUCCCGCUCUACUCCAAGUGGUCGUUCUCCGACUCCCUCGAGUAUCUGGUGGGGAUCUCUGCGGCGGUGGCGGCGCAUUCGCUGCUGCAACUUCUAUUGACCGUGAGGAAGCUGGUGAAGAAGACGCCGGUCAUCCCGUCCCGUCGUCACGGGUGGGUUAUAUUUGCUGGCGAUCAGGCUUUUGCAUAUGCUAUGAUGAGUGCGGGCUCAGCUGCAGCUGGGAUAACCAACUUAAACCGCACAGGGAUCCGGCACACUGCACUUCCAGACUUCUGUAAGCCUCUGCAUCGGUUCUGUGACCGCAUGGCUAUCUCAAUUACAUUUGCUUUUCUCAGCUGCCUCCUCUUAGCUGCUACUGCAAUUUUCGAUGUGCUUUGGUUAUCUAGGUACUGAGUGCUUUAAAAACCCAGUUGCUGUCAUACCUGUGUUCCAUGUAACGACCAACUAAAAGUGUAGAGUAUAUGUGCUUUUGGAUCUUUUGGUCAGAAUGGAUGAUCUAAAAUAUCUCGAGACUUGCAUUUGUAUGUGAUUGUGUUUCCAGGUUAGCAAAAUCUUUUGGGUUGAAAA